CCUACCCAGCUGGUUUUGAGCUAGCAGCUGCAGAGCAAAAUACAAAUUCGCUGCAGUGCUUAACGCCAGAUUUUUGCAGUAAAUUAAACAUAUUUCUAGUGAUGGCGACGCCCAGAGACAUCAGCCCACUUCUGCAAAAACUCAGGGCCUUUCUCCUUGGCAGAAACCACACGAACGCGUUGAGAUUUGCGGACUACAUCGCAGCCAGGACCCAGCCUGCUCCAAAUUUACCUGAAGGCCCAGCGCACAAACUCUCUGCAAAUUAUUAUUAUACAAGAGACGCUCGGAGGGAGAUCCAACCUCCACAGGUCGUGGCAUCUGGACAGAAGGCAAUUGCAUCUGGUUCUGCUGUUGCAUCAAAAGGUUUAGUAACUCCUGGCAACCAGUGGCGUUGGGAUUGAGCACCAGUUAUGAAUGCUUCGUAAUUUAGUUGAAUGUAAAUAAUAAAUACUGUCUCUAUGUAAAAGUUCAA
Molecule: messenger RNA, 472 nt
Organism: Cloeon dipterum
Lineage: Eukaryota; Metazoa; Arthropoda; Insecta; Ephemeroptera; Baetidae
Product: NADH dehydrogenase [ubiquinone] 1 alpha subcomplex subunit 7-like
Exons: 3
Coding region: 102-401 (99 amino acids)
Biological process (GO): mitochondrial electron transport, NADH to ubiquinone; ATP synthesis coupled electron transport
Cellular component (GO): mitochondrial inner membrane
Source: RefSeq, a predicted model, not a curated record